Molecule: messenger RNA, 1713 nt
Organism: Platichthys flesus (European flounder)
Lineage: Eukaryota; Metazoa; Chordata; Actinopteri; Pleuronectiformes; Pleuronectidae
Gene: tshba
Product: thyroid stimulating hormone subunit beta a
Exons: 3
Coding region: 973-1410 (145 amino acids)
Biological process (GO): G protein-coupled receptor signaling pathway
Cellular component (GO): extracellular region; cytoplasm
Molecular function (GO): hormone activity
Source: RefSeq, a predicted model, not a curated record
AAUGAGCAUCUAAGAUGGUCACUUAACUGGCACCAGUGCUCUUCAUGUUUUCAUGAUGCAAGCCAUAAUUGCACAAACAGCAUUAUUAGUCACUGAUACACCAGAGAAGAACAGGACAUGCUAACGCUGUGUGUCAUAAAAGAUAAGGUUUAUUAAGAGGAAGAGUUUAGAUCAUUGUCAGUAAGGAUCUGAGCCACUAUUAAUAAAGGUCAGAUGAGAAGCAAUCGCUUACUUAACAUUGUGACUUUUCUCGUCAAUCAUUAAUCAAAUAUAUAGAUAAGUCCCUGAGGUGUCAAGGUGAUGGAUGCCAAAUUAAACUCUGUUGGAAAAUUCCGGUAUUUGGACGUGAAUGCUGACUAGUUAUAUUUUCUACUGACUAAGAGAAAAGACAAACACUCUCUGAAUGUCUUCUACCCAGGUUCAGUGCAGGUUUGUGCACAUGCUGAAUGUGGAUGUGCUUUAGUGUCACUUUUUUCAGUCCUUAUCAUUUUCACGUGCACGGAAAUAUUCUGUUAAAAGAAGUUAAUUUUUAUUCAAAUUAGAGACAGACAAGGUUUGUUUUGGAAAAAGAAGUAAGACUCAGGUUAAUCUUUGACUUUUACCGCUUCAUGAAAAACCCAUCACUUUCCAGCAGACACUGAGCGAUCGGGGGAUGUUGUGACAUCUAGUGGACACGGCCUCAGACUCCUGAAUCAGAUACUGAGACGCUCUGAGGAGAAUCCGUGGCAUCCUUCUUCUCGGUUACUGCAUCACAUGUGUUCAUGAAAGACAUUAUUAAUUCAUGUCAUUCACAUAAUGGACAGAAAGUUUAGUUCCUCCUCUCCGUCACCGAUGGACGAUAACAGCCGGUUUGCAUAAAGGUGGAUUAUAUAAAUAUCACAUAAAUCCUGUUCAGACUCACAGCAUCGUCAGCAAGCAGACAGCAUCUCUCUUUAAGCUUCAAACUGAUCGGAGUAAAGAACACAAGUAAACAUGGAGACGGCCGUGUUCAACUGCUGGCUCCUCUUUCUGCUCUUCAGCCCGACUGUUCCCAUGUGUUUGCCCACAGACUUCACACUGUAUGUGGAGAAGCCGGAGUGCGACUUCUGUGUGGCCAUCAACACGACGAGCUGCAUGGGAUUCUGCAAGUCAUGGGAACGCAACUUGAGGGACAGCUUUGGCCCGCGCGUGGUCCAGAGAGGCUGCACCUAUGACGAGGUGACGUACCGCACCGUGGUGCUGCCCGGCUGUCCCGUCAACACCAACCCUCUCUUCACCUACCCGGUGGCCCUCAGCUGCCACUGCAGCACCUGCCGGACCGACAGCGACGAGUGCGCCCGCCGAGCCACCGCGGACAGGCCGAGGUGCACCAAACCAGUCAGACACGUCUACCCAUACCCCGGCCCCAGUGACUACAUGAUCCCUUUGUGAUUCUUUUAUUUCCUUUGAACGUCUCUCUGAAAUGACAAAGCUGUAACCACCUGAUCUAUGAAUGUUCUGGGAUAAAAAACCCACGUCAUCCUUUAGCCUGGGAUGGAUACACUCAUGUCUGCACUGUGUUUACUGUCUCCCAUUGUCCCAGCUGGUUUUAUUGUGCCUGUGUAGGUCAGUGUGUCUGGGCUGCAGCUCUGCAUAUUUACCCCCCUUGUUUGUGUGUGAGUCCCAGACUUAUUGUGUUUACUGUAAAAGUGAUACUCUGAAUACAAAUCAAUUAAAGGUGAAGUCUCUAAAUAG